UGCCGCGAGCGCCUCUUCCAGGCACUGGAGCUCUCCCCCAGCCGGAGGAUCAACUGCUCGGGGAUCGUCCGCGGGGAUGAGGAAGCCCUCCGGAAGGCCCAGCUCAGCAACCUGGAGGUCGCCAACAAGAGGCUUUCCCUGACACCCGACGAGUACCUGAACAUGACAAAGGACUGCCGCAGCUUCAAGGACACCCGGCGGUUCAUCGAGUUCCCGCUGAGCCAGGAGGAGGCAGAGUUCCCCAUCGCCUACUCCAUGGUCAUCCAUGACAAAAUCGAGAUGUUCGAGCGGCUUCUGAGGUCCCUCUACGUCCCCCAGAACAUCUACUGCGUCCAUGUUGACCGCAAGUCCCCGGCUGCCUUCCAGGAGGCUGUGCGGGCCAUCGUAGCCUGCUUCCCCAACGUCUUUGUGGCUAACCGCCUGGGAAAAAAGUGGCUCUACAUCCUCAACACCUGCGGCACCGAUUUCCCCAUCAAGACCAACGCCCAGAUCGUCCAUGCCCUGAAGACGCUGCAGGGGCGGAACAGCAUGGAGUCAGAGAAGCCCUCGGCCUUCAAGCAGAAGCGUUGGCAGUACCACCACACAGUGGGGACGUUCAUCUCCCGGACAGCCACGGAGAAAAUGCCGCCGCCACACAACUCUCCCAUGUUCACGGGCAACGCGUACAUCGUGGUCACGCGGGCCUUCGUGCAGUACAUCUUCAAGAACCCCACGGUGCAGCAGUUCCUCGAGUGGGCCAAGGACACCUACAGCCCUGACGAGCACGUCUGGGCCACCCUCAACCGCAUGCCCGGUGUGCCAGGCGCCAUGCCCCAGAAUGACAAGUUCCAUCUCUCGGACAUGAACGCCCUGCCCCGCCUG
Pelecanus crispus (Dalmatian pelican) is the source of this 861-nucleotide messenger RNA. Lineage: Eukaryota; Metazoa; Chordata; Aves; Pelecaniformes; Pelecanidae. The record is from RefSeq and is a predicted model, not a curated record.